AUGGCCAUCGAAAACUUCCCCCAAGAGGACCUCGAUGCGAUAUACGCCUUCGCCGUGGACCUCGGCCGCAAAGCCGGUAAGCUGCUCAUGGACCGCGUCGAGCAGCGCAUCGCCGGCACGGCAGCACAGGAGUUCGAGGAGAAGGAGAAUGCGGUUGAUAUUGUGACGCAGACGGAUGAAGACGUGGAAGUAUUUAUUCGCAAUGCGAUUCAGAGACAAUACCCGUCUCACCAGUAUGUUUGCAAAUCUUUAUACAUGAUUGAAGAAGGAAAGCAGCUGACUCGGGACGGUAGAUUCCUCGGCGAAGAAAGCUAUGCCAAGGGCCAGUCGCGCGACUACUUGAUUGACGAGCGGCCGACAUGGUGCAUCGAUCCAUUAGACGGUACACCACACCCUUGCCCCCAUUAUAUCACAUACGGACUAACACCUUCAAAAGGAACUGUAAACUACACCCACCUCUUCCCAAUGUUCUGUAUCUCAAUCGGGUUCAUCGUAUCCCACCGCCCCGUGCUAGGGGUAAUCUACGCCCCCUUCCAGGACCAGCUCUUCUCAGCCUGUAGCGGUCGUGGCGCCUGGCUAAACGAGACACGCCGGCUGCCGCUGAUCCAGAACCCAUCAAUCCCACCCAUGCCGCCCAAUGCGCCCGCUCAGUGUAUCCUGUCCUGUGAGUGGGGCAAGGAUCGGCGCGAUAUCCCCGACGGGAAUAUGCAUCGCAAGAUUGAGAGCUUUGUUAAUCUUGCCGCGGAGUUGGGCGGUCGGGGUGGGAAGGGAGGCAUGGUGCAUGGAGUUAGGAGCUUGGGAAGCGCGACUUUGGAUUUGGCGUAUACGGCUAUGGGGUCUUUUGAUAUUUGGGAUGUUGCGGCUGGCAUUGCCAUUCUGCUUGAAGCUGGCGGCCUGGUGACGACUGCGAAUCCGCCGGAGGAUCUAGAGACGGCGCCGAUUGAGGAUGUGAGACUGGGGAGUCGGCUAUAUCUGGCUAUUCGGCCGGCUGGCCCUUCGGCUACGGAAACAGGCCGCCAGUCGCAGGAGCGCACAGUCCGACAAGUCUGGCGGCGGGUUCGCCAGCUCGAAUACUCGCGGCCGGGAGCAUAA
Messenger RNA from Penicillium lagena, 1092 nucleotides. RefSeq names its product inositol monophosphatase family protein. Gene Ontology annotation, molecular function: inositol monophosphate 1-phosphatase activity. Bases 1 to 1092 code for a protein of 363 amino acids. The transcript is spliced from 4 exons. The record is from RefSeq and is a predicted model, not a curated record. NCBI's taxonomy places the organism in Eukaryota, Fungi, Ascomycota, Eurotiomycetes, Eurotiales, Aspergillaceae. Gene Ontology annotation, biological process: signal transduction; phosphatidylinositol phosphate biosynthetic process; inositol metabolic process.